Pelecanus crispus (Dalmatian pelican) is the source of this 1097-nucleotide messenger RNA. NCBI's taxonomy places the organism in Eukaryota, Metazoa, Chordata, Aves, Pelecaniformes, Pelecanidae. The record is from RefSeq and is a predicted model, not a curated record.
GUACUGUUGUGGGAGUUGUCCUCUACACUGGAAGGGAACUGCGCAGUGUGAUGAAUACUUCAAACCCAAGAAGUAAGAUUGGUCUUUUUGAUUUGGAAGUGAACUGCCUUACCAAGAUCCUGUUUGGGGCUCUUGUGGUGGUCUCGCUUGUCAUGGUGGCCCUUCAGCACUUUGCUGGCCGUUGGUAUCUUCAGAUCAUAAGAUUUCUCCUUCUGUUCUCAAACAUCAUUCCCAUUAGUUUACGUGUGAAUCUGGACAUGGGGAAAAUUGUCUACAGCUGGGUGAUCCGCAGAGAUUCCAAAAUCCCUGGGACUGUGGUUCGGUCCAGCACUAUUCCUGAGCAGCUGGGGAGGAUAUCUUAUUUGCUUACAGACAAAACAGGAACUCUUACGCAGAAUGAGAUGGUCUUCAAGCGGCUUCACCUGGGAACGGUAGCUUACGGCCUGGACUCCAUGGAUGAAGUGCAGAGCCACAUAUUCAGUAUAUACACACAGCAAUCUCAAGACCCACCUGCUGUGAAGGGCCUUACCUUAGCCACCAAGGUGCGUAAAACCAUGAGCAGCCGAGUGCAUGAGGCGGUGAAGGCAAUCGCGCUGUGCCACAACGUGACGCCGGUGUACGAGUCCAACGGGGUGACGGACCAGGCUGAAGCUGAGAGACACUAUGAGGACUCCUGCAGGGUGUACCAGGCCUCCAGUCCCGAUGAGAGACUGCAGUUUGAAACUUCCCGUAAGAAUCCUACUGAUGGUAUGAGAUCAUAUCGCCCAUUUGACUACAUUCAAAGGGUUCUUCCAUUUAUUGCCCCAAAUAAAACAGAUUUGCCUCUGAUAAUAACCUUUUCACCUUUGGCAUCAAAAGAGAAGCUGGCUUCCAUCAUUGUUAGAGGGGAGGUGUGGUGUGGGCUGGCUGCCCUCACCAUGGCCUUCUCCUCUCAGGUGGCCCUGGUACAGUGGACCGAGAGUGUGGGUUUAACGCUGGUGGGCAGAGACCAGUCCUCCGUGCAGCUGAGGACACCGGGUGGCCACAUCCUGAACUUCACCAUCCUCCAGAUCUUCCCCUUCACUUACGAGAGCAAGCGCAUGGGGAUAAUUGUGCGG